AGUCCUAAGUAGAUAUUUCAGAAUAAUAUGAACUCAACGAAGCGUGUUACUGGUCGGCCAAAUAGAGGAGGGGGAAGAGGCAAUAGAGGAGGUGGGGGUGCGGGACCUCCUGGUGGUGGAAGAGGUGGCCCAGGACCUACUGGUGGUGGACGAGGGGGUCAAGGACCACCUGGUGCCGGAAGAGGGGGUCCAGGACCUCCUGGUGGUGGAGGUCGAGGAGGUGGAAGACCUGCUGGGCCCCAAGGUGGAGGAGGAGGUCGGAAGGGUGGAGCAUCUGUGUGGGAUGAUGGAGAUGAUUUUGAGGUUGCUCCAACACAUCAGAUUGAAGAGGAGGAAUACAAAGAGAAGGAUAGAUUUAAGGUUGAAAUGCAGAGACUUCACAUGUCCCAGGAGGUUCAGGAUAUUGCUAAAGCAACAUUAUUCAAGAUAAAAGGAGAAGGAUUUAGGUUUUCUUCCCAUCAAUAUAAAGAUACAAACAGACGUCUGGACAACUCUUAUUGGGUCAAAGACAACAGACUUCUCAUCAGAGGGGUUCAGGACUUUAGCCAGGUUGAAGACGAUGAGGAGAAAACACAAAACUCUAUCUCAAGUUGGGGACUUAAAAGACUUUCAAGUCUAGGCUUUCAUAGUUCCCGAUGCAAGGAUGCACUGGUGAGUACUGAUGGUGAUGUAGGAGCUGCUACUGAACACCUUCUAGUACAAGCUUUUAACAUCAGAAGAUCUGAGGAACCGACGAACGAUCAUUCUCCUGGGGAGAUCGUCUCAAGUGAUAAACAACAGGAACCCGACUGUGAUACCCGUGAACUGCAUGAACUAAAGAAUGAUGAAAAAAUGGCGCUAGAAUCAAUUUAUGGUCCUGCUUUCACGGAAAAAAUACCCGAAAAGGUCUGGGAACUUAGAUUAGACCUGGAUUACCUGUACAGAUAUCUUCCUGGCAGUCAACACAAGGAAAAGAAGAGGGUUUACAAGCAGGAAGAACUCUGCAGGUUUUUCUUGAACGGGCACUGUAAAUACGGUAAAAAAUGCUUCAAAAUUCAUGCUGAGCCAGAGAAGGAAGAUAAGCAUCUAAAGGAAGAUGAGGAGGAGAGAAUAUUUAUUCUUGAAAUCAGAUUUCCUACUGGAUCAAGAUACCCAAAGGAUCCCUGUCUUGUAUUCAUAACAACCCCACUAUCCAAGUUUCCCACGGAAUACUGUAUACAGAUAACAUCUAGGUUGAUGAGUGAAUCUAAAAUACUAGCUGAAGAAGGAAUUCCGUCUGUAUUUUCUCUAGUUAGUAUCCUAGAGAAUCCUCAGGAUAUUCACACCCUUAUUGGGGGUCCACCCUCACACCUUAGUUUACCGGAAGUAAGUCCGGAUGAGUUUCCAGCUCCCCCGGAAGUUGAAGAGUGCAUACCAGAGCACAGGAACAAACAAUUAUGGAGUCUUGUACUAUGCACAUGUAUCAACUAUGGAACUUAAAUGAACGCGAUCAAU
Messenger RNA from Eurytemora carolleeae, 1473 nucleotides. RefSeq names its product putative ATP-dependent RNA helicase DHX57. NCBI's taxonomy places the organism in Eukaryota, Metazoa, Arthropoda, Copepoda, Calanoida, Temoridae. The record is from RefSeq and is a predicted model, not a curated record. Gene Ontology annotation, molecular function: protein binding; metal ion binding. The transcript has 14 exons. Bases 28 to 1458 code for a protein of 476 amino acids.